GAGCGGCCUCGGGCUGGUCCUCAACUUCGCAGAGGUGCAUUUGAACCUGCCUCUAACACCUUCAGAUUCUUUUGCGAUAAAAGAAAAUCCUUGAUCUCAAAAGAACCUGAAACCGUAGUGGGCCAGGUAGCCACCGGAUUCUAUCCCUUGGGUGUUGUGUUUCCUCCGCCGGCCCUCGGUACCUCCGCACUCUUCAACUCCACCAAGUGCGAAAAAAUGCCGAUCUUGGAUUGAAACAUAAUGGACGACCUAAAAUCUGAAGUCAUUUGAAGGGGAAAUUUGCAAUCUGUGAGACAAAAGAAUUCUUCUUGAUUCCCUUGUCUAGAGACAGUAGCCUCAGACCUCCGACGGGUUUUCUCGUAAAGUCGUAGUCUCUGAUAGCUUAAUUGGGUCAGUACACUGAGACAUGAGCGUGCAUAAAUAGGGUCCAGGAAGGGAGAUUGCUCAUAAAGACACCCAGCUCUUUGGAACGUGUAGUGCAAGCAAUUGCACACUGUUAGAAUGAAGGUAGCAGUAGAAGGUUGCUGCCAUGGUGAACUGGACAAAAUCUAUGACAGUAUUCAGUUUUUGGAGAAAAAGGACAAUGUUAAGGUGGACCUCUUGUUGUGCUGUGGAGAUUUUCAAGCAGUCAGGAAUGAGGCUGACAUGAAUUGCAUGGCUGUACCCACUAAAUACAGACAAAUGCAAAGUUUCUACAAAUAUUAUUCUGGAGAAAAGAAAGCUCCUGUUCUCACCAUCUUCAUAGGAGGCAAUCAUGAAGCAUCUAAUCACCUCCAGGAGUUGCCAUAUGGAGGAUGGGUGGCACCAAACAUUUACUACCUAGGAUAUGCCGGUGUGGUGAAAUACCGUGGUGUACGUAUAGGAGGACUUUCUGGUAUUUUUAAACCACAUGACUACAGAAAAGGUCAUUUUGAGUAUCCGCCAUAUAAUCAGCAAACUGUGCGGAGUGCGUAUCAUGUUAGAAGUAUUGAUGUCUUCAAACUGAAACAGUUAAGACAACAUAUGGACAUAUUCCUUUCACAUGACUGGCCACAAGGUAUCUAUCAUUAUGGCAACAAGAAACAGCUUCUUAAAAAGAAGGCCUUUUUCCGCCCGGAGGUAGAAGCCAAUACAUUGGGAAGCCCUGCAGCCACAGAGCUUCUGCAGCACCUCAAGCCUUCCUAUUGGUUUGCAGCACAUCUACAUGUGAAAUUUGCAGCUUUGAUGCAGCAUCCGAAGAGUGAUGAUGAGCAGCUACCAAAGGCAACAAAAUUUUUGGCUCUGGAUAAAUGCCUUCCUCACAGAGAUUUUCUACAGGUUGUGGAGAUACAACAUGACCCAAAUGCUUCUGAUCACCUGGAGUAUGAUUCUGAGUGGCUGGCCAUUCUAAAAGCAACCAAUGAUUUGAUUAAUGUUACACCUAAAACAUGGAACAUGCCAGAAAAUAACAGCCUGUAUGCAAAAUGGGACUAUAGUGUGUCUGAAGAAGACAUAACAGAACUGUUGGAACAGCAAAGUCAUGAUCUCCAAAUCCCCAAUAAUUUUAGUCCUACAGUCCCUGUCUAUGAUCCAGCAAACCCACAGAAAUCAAGAGAACCUGUCCAUUUGAUUAACCCUCAGACAACUGAGUUCUGUGCCACCUUUGGUCUCGUUGAUCUGAAUGCCAAGGUGAAAUACAUGGAAGACGAGGGCCUCAUAGAGGGAGAGGAAGAAGAUGAUAUGGAUGGUGCCGAUAAUUCAGAGGAGCCCAGUGAUUAUAACACUGAUACUUCUGGACUUUCUUCCUCCAUUAAUCCAGAUGAAAUAACACUGGAUGAUGAUGUUGAUGAUAAUGGAGAGCUCAGCACACAUUCCAUAGAACCUUCCCCAGAUCAUCCAUUCACAGACUCAUCAGCAAAUUUCUCCGAUGUGAGGGAUCUCCCUGAUUCUAUGAUUGUGUCAUCUGAUGAGACGCAGGACUCUGCAAAUGAGGAACUGGACAGAUCUGGAGAUAGCAGCAUGACUGAGGGAGAAGGAAAGAGUACACGCACAAAGGCUGUGAAGCGAAUUAGUAAUGAGCAUGAGAAUGGAAGCAGUGGAAUAAAACUAAUUAAGAGGCGCAACCAGAGUAUAUACCACACACAGCUUGACGGAAAUGAAGAUAAUGAAUAAAGAGAUACGUUUACGAUGUUGGACUUCAGGAGCAGCAGCUUUUAUGCACAAUGAGUUUUUAAGAAUGACAUAUAGGAAUUAGAAUAUAAUCAGCAUAGGGUUUGUUUUAAAAAUGGACAUAGCUGGGCACACAAUGUAGGAAUACAAUUUAUUUUCAACAAUAAAAAUACAUUUAAUGCAUACAUUGGUCCUCUGUCAGUUGAUCUACAUGUUAACAGGUAGACAGUCUAAAUCUUAAGGACAUUGAUUUUUUUUAAGGUGUUAUUCCGUGUGGAGAAUAUAGGUAACCAUAGUUGCCAUCUAAUGCAAUAUUUCUAAAAGCGUAUACUUUUCAGAUGAGUCUUAGCCUGGAAUUAUUUUCCACAAUGAUAAUUUGUUCAUUGAUCCUUUGGUCUGAUUUUCUUCUUAGCCAUUUUAAGCUUUUAGUCUGUUUUCCUCUUCUAAAACAGAACCCUAUAAUGUUUCAAAAUUUGUCAAUGUUAAGAUUUUGUAUUGAAAUUCAACUGGCUACUUUUAAAUUUGCUUUUAAGUAGCCUUGUCUGUCAAGUUUUUAGAAUUGUGGAUAUUUAAAAUGAGUUUCAAAAACAAAGUCCCCACUACACUUGCUUUACAUUCAAUAUUCUUUAUUCUGGCCCUGUCGUUGACUUUUUUCCCUUCUCUAGCCAGAGGAAUCUGAAUCAAUUGGUGCUGUCAAUCUGUAAUUAACCUUUUCCAACAUACUACCUAAUUCAGUACCAUUUUAAUGUACUCAACUCUUUAUUCAUGAGCUAACCUGAUCACUGUUAAAGUCAUGUACUAAGACUUAACAAAAUAUUAGUGUUUAUAGAAACUGAAUUUUAGUUUGUUUAUUUUGUCUCAUGGUAAAUCUCUGUCAAUAAAUGGCUGACAUGCUUCCUCCAUUACUUACAAAAUGGUAAAUAGUCAAACAAAAAUAGAAUAUUUGUGAAAGUUUGUAAAAAAGAUUUGUUUCCACUUAAGUAUGAAAUUGUUUAAUGUCUUCACUUCUUUCCUAAUAUCUUUCAGUGAAUUUGUUAGUAGCAAGAAAAAGUUUGUGAACCCUUUGCAAUUACCUGGUUUUCUGCAUUAAUUACUGUUAAAAUGUGGUUUGAUAUUCAUUUAAGUCACAAAAAUUGACAAACUCAAUCUGCCUAAACUAGUAACACAGACAAUUGUACUACUUGUCAAUACUGAGUACACCAUUUAAAUAAUCACUGUCUAGGUUCAAAAAAGUAAGUGAACCUCUGCAGUAAUGCCUUCUAUAAAAGCUAUGUAAAGUCAGGUGUUCGAAUCAGUGAGAUAAGAUUGGAGGUGUAGAUCAUGGAGGGGUGAGUUGUAGAGGUGCCCUGUCAUAUAAAAAAAAGACACACAAAGUCAGGUUACUGACACAGUCUGCUCUACUCAAGAAAGAUUUAUUUAUGUGUGCCAUGCCUCGAUCAAAACAACUUUCAGAGAACCUUAGAAGAACUGUAGAGAUGCAUGAGGCUGGAAAAGGCUGCAAAAGUACUUCUAAAGGUUCAAGUGUUCCUCAGUCCACAAUAACAGUAAGUCUACAAAUGGAGCAAAUUCAAUACUGUUGCUAUUCUCCCCCUAGUAAUGGGUAUCCUGCAAAGAUUACCCCAACAGCACAAUGUACAAUCCUGAAGGAGGUGAAAAAGAACCCAAGGGUAACAGCAAGACCUGCAGAAAUCUCUAGAACUUGCUAAAGUCUCUGUUCAUGUGUCCACUAUAAGAAAAACACUGAACAAGAAUGGUGUUCAUGGAAAGACACCACAGAGGAAACAACUACUCUCCAAACUUGAGACAUUGCUGCACGCCUCAAGUUUGCAAAAGACCGCCUGGAUGUUCCACAACAAUGUUCUGUGGACAGAUGAGACAAAAGUUGAACUUUUUGGCAGAAAUGCACACCACUAUGUUUGGAGGAAAAAGGGCACUGCACUUCCAACACCAAAACCUCAUCCCAAUGGUGAAGUACGGUGGAAGGAGCUUCAUGGUUUGGAACUGUUUUGCUGCCUAAGGACCUGGACAUCUUGCAAUCAUUGAGGAAAGAAUGAAAUCAAAAUUAUAUCAAAAUAUUUUACUGGAGAAUGUCAGAGUAAGCUUAAUAGAAGUUGGAUGAUGCAACAAGACAAUGAAACGAAACACAAGAGUAAUCAACCACAGUGUGGUUUAAAAAGAAGAAAAUUUGUGUUCUGGAAUGGCCAAGUCAGAGUCCAGACCUUAACCCAACUGAGAUGCUGUGGCAUGACCUGAAGAGGGCUGUUCCUGCAAGGUAUCCCAGAAAUAUUGAUGAACCCUGAAUUUUUUUAAAUGGAGAAAUGGUCUAAAAUUCUUCCUCGCUGUUGUGUAAAUCUGAUCAUCAGCUACAGGAAACAUUUGGUAGAGGUUAUUGCUGCUGAAAUAGGUUCUACCAGUUGUUAAAUACAAGAGUUCACAUACUUUUUCUAGCCUGGUCUGUGAAUAAUUAGUAUGUUCAAUAAAGACAUGAAAAGUACAA
Mobula hypostoma (lesser devil ray) is the source of this 4624-nucleotide messenger RNA. RefSeq names its product debranching RNA lariats 1 (gene dbr1). Gene Ontology annotation, molecular function: RNA lariat debranching enzyme activity. The coding region runs from base 502 to 2130 and encodes 542 amino acids. The transcript has 9 exons. Gene Ontology annotation, biological process: mRNA splicing, via spliceosome. NCBI's taxonomy places the organism in Eukaryota, Metazoa, Chordata, Chondrichthyes, Myliobatiformes, Myliobatidae. Gene Ontology annotation, cellular component: nucleus. The record is from RefSeq and is a predicted model, not a curated record.